Molecule: messenger RNA, 5121 nt
Organism: Thamnophis sirtalis
Lineage: Eukaryota; Metazoa; Chordata; Lepidosauria; Squamata; Natricidae
Source: RefSeq, a predicted model, not a curated record
GACAGAGAAUAGUGAAAUUCUAUGGCUAGGAUUCCUCUUGCUGUCAGAUCCAUUGUUAACUUUAUUUCAUUUAUUAAAGUGUUCUUGCCAUAAAGAUCCUACCUUUUUAGCUUACCAUUUCUUCUUUUUAAGUAUUUGCUUUAAGAUGUAGAGAUAGUACCUUUGAUUAUUUUAAUGCAGAGUCAGAUGAAGGUAAAGCAGUGUCCUUUUAUUGCCAGAGCUGAAGCUGAUUUUUGAGUGGUGGCAAGCUGGCUGGUCAAAGGGGCCAAUUCUCUCUCCUGGCUAUUAAUUAUUUUGCCACCAGCUGUUUGUGAAGUGUAGCUCUGGGCAAUAGCAACAAAAGAUACACAGACCGGAGCCUGUGGGCUGGUGAAUGAGAUGGACCGUUUCUUGGGGUUGGUCAAGCAGAUAAGGAGAUCGAGAAGAAGAAAAGGAAAAAAGUACCGUCCGGAGGAAGAUUAUCACGAGGGCUAUGAGGAUGUAUAUUAUUAUGCCUCAGAGCAUUUUCCAAAUGACAGUCCAUAUACUAAAUCUGCAAACCAGUCAAAGCCACCCGAUGGAGCACUAGCUAUAAGAAGACAGAGCAUUCCAGAGGAAUUCAAAGGCUCAACAAUAGUUGAACUGAUAAAGAAAGAGGGCACUACUUUGGGACUUACAGUAUCUGGUGGAACAGACAAAGAUGGAAAACCAAGAGUGUCCAAUCUUCGACAAGGAGGAAUUGCUGCUAGAAGUGACCAACUGGAUGUAGGAGAUUACAUCAAAUCUGUAAAUGGAAUCAACCUGACAAAGUUUCGCCAUGAUGAGAUCAUUAGUUUGCUCAAGAAUGUUGGUGAGCGGGUUGUAUUAGAAGUGGAGUAUGAGCUUCCACCUGCUUCUGUACAAGGUUCAGGUGUCAUUUUUAGAACUGUGGAAGUUACUUUACAUAAAGAAGGGAACACUUUUGGAUUUGUAAUUAGAGGUGGCACACACGAUGACAGAAAUAAAUCCCGUCCUAUUGUAAUAACAUGUGUUAGACCUGGAGGUCCUGCCGACAGAGAGGGUACUAUCAAGCCUGGAGACAGGUUGCUCAGCAUUGACGGAAUUCGGCUUGUUGGAACUUCACACAAUGAAGCCAUGUGUAUUCUCAAACAGUGUGGGCAAGAAGCAACUCUGCUAAUAGAAUAUGAUGUCUCAGUUAUGGAUUCAGUAACAACAGCUUCUGGGCCACUGCUUGUCGAAGUUGCCAAAACCGCUGGUUCUGCUCUGGGCGUUGCGCUAUCUACCUCAAUGUGUUGCAGCAAGCAAGUCAUUGUUAUAGAUAAAAUAAAAUCUGCAAGUAUAGCAGAUAGAUGUGGUGCACUGCAUAUAGGUGAUCACAUUCUGUCUAUUGAUGGUACUAGCAUGGAAUACUGUACUUUGGCUGAAGCAACACAAUUUUUGGCUAAUACUUCUGACAAUGUCAAACUAGAGAUCCUUCCCCAUCAUCAGACACGCCUUGCACUUAAAGGACCAGAACAUGUAAAGGUUCAAAGGAGCAACAAGCAGACUCUAUGGGAUCUUUAUGCCAACCACAGCAGUGCCCUCAGUUGCCACCAUUAUAACACCAAACACCCUGAUCAUUUCAGGACGCCAGCUUUGAAAUGCCAGAAAACACCACCUCAAAAAAGUCCUUCCUUGGUAUCUUCAUCAUUCUCUCCUGCCUCCAUGAGCGCAUACAGCUUGAGUUCACUAAAUAUGGGAACUUUACCACGCAGCCUCUACUCUACUAGUCCAAGAGGAACAUUGAUGAGAAGAAGAAUGAAAAAGAAGGACUUCAAAAGCUCAUUAUCACUAGCCUCUAGCACUGUUGGCUUGGCAGGGCAAGUUGUCCACACGGAAACGACCGAAGUAGUGUUGGCAGCUGAUCCAAUUGUAGGAUUUGGAAUACAGCUCCAGGGUGGUGUAUUUGCUACAGAGACAUUAUCAUCUCCACCUCUGAUUUCCUAUAUAGAAGCUGACAGUCCAGCAGAAAAGUGUGGCAUCCUCCAAAUAGGAGACAGAAUACUGACUAUAAAUGGGAUCCUAACUGAAGAUAGCACAUUUGAUGAAGCUAAUCAGCUCCUCAGAGAUUCUUCUAUCACUAGCAAGGUCACUCUGGAAAUUGAAUUUGAUGUUGCAGAAUCUGUCAUACCAAGUAGUGGCACUUUUCAUGUAAAACUACCAAAGAAGCAUAAUGUAGAACUUGGCAUCACCAUAAGUUCUCCAUCUAGUCGAAAACCAGGGGAUCCUCUUGUUAUUUCAGAUAUUAAGAAGGGAAGUGUUGCCCAUAGAACUGGGACGUUGGAACUAGGUGAUAAAUUGCUUGCCAUAGACAAUAUUCGACUGGACAACUGUUCCAUGGAAGAUGCUGUUCAAAUCCUGCAGCAUUGUGAGGAACUUGUAAAACUAAAAAUUCGCAAGGAUGAAGAUAACUCUGAGACCAAUUGCAUCCUCUUGGCAUGUAUUGCAGAUGAACAAGAGAGCUCAGGGGCAAUUAUUUAUACUGUUGAGCUCAAGAGAUAUGGAGGACCUCUUGGGAUCACUAUUUCUGGUACUGAAGAGCCUUUUGAUCCUAUUAUCAUUUCGAGUCUUACUAAAGGUGGAUUAGCUGAAAGGACAGGUGCAAUUCAUAUCGGAGACCGAAUCUUAGCAAUAAAUAGUAACAGUCUGAAAGGGAAACCUUUGAGUGAAGCCAUUCAUUUGUUACAGAUGGCAGGAGAGACAGUGACCUUGAAAAUAAAGAAGCAGACAGAUGCAUCAAGUCCCAAUAAAUUUUCUGCCUCUGGUCAUACAAAUGAAUUAAGUGAUGCUGAAGAUGAUACCGCCACCACACAAAAACCAGGCAAGCUGUCUGAAAUUUAUUCCACAACAGUCCCAAGUGUGGACAGUGCUGUAGAAUCAUGGGAUGGCUCUGGAAUGGAUAACAGUUAUGGAAGUCAAGGUCCCAAUUAUCAGGCUUCAGGAUACAACUUCAAUACCUUUGAAUGGAGAAGUCCAAAACAAAAGGGUAGUUUAUCUCCUUUGAAUAGGCCCCGAAUCAACUCCUUCCAUGAUACAGGGUUAAGUGAUGAUGAUUGGGAUAAACCAGUAGCAAGUAGGCUACAAUUAUGUCAGGGAGUACAAUGAGCCUGAAUCAUGAUAACUCUCAAGUUCGCAGCCAUCUAGGAAGACAAGCCAGCUUUCAGGAAAGAAGUACUUCGAGGCCACAUUAUAGCCAGACCACUCGAAGCAACACAUUGCCUUCAGAUGUGGGGAGGAAGUCCAUAGCCCUUAGAAAAAUGAAGCAAGAGAUGAAAGAAAUCAUGUCCCCAACUCCUGUGGAGUUACACAAGAUAACUUUAUACAAGGAUUCUAAUAUGGAGGACUUCGGAUUCAGUGUCUCUGAUGGCUUAUUGGAAAAAGGUGUAUAUGUUAAAAAUAUUCGGCCAGAUGGACCUGGAGAUGUAGGUGGUUUGAAGCCAUAUGACAGACUACUACAGGUAAAUCACGUUCGCACAAGAGACUUUGACUGCUGCCUUGUUGUACCCCUAAUAGCAGAGUCCAGUAAUAAAUUAGAACUUGUUAUUAGUCGCAACCCAUUAGCUUCCCAAAGGAAAGGCUCUGAGCACCAGACUUUCUCAACAGGACACUGGAGCCAUCCGAACAAUGCUUUCCUUCAACAAAGUGGACAUAACACAGGUUCAGAGAUGAAAUGGGAACCUAUGAACACUUUAUAGCCAAAAACUGUAUCUGUCCAAGAUGCUAAAGAUUUAAAUGGUGCUAUUUUUUUUUAAUACGUCUGAUACACUGGAAACACAGACACUAUCUAAUGUUGAGAAGCACACAGGGAAGGUUCUGAUUAUUUCUCAAGGCUUAUUCUUUGCUGCUUUCUUCCCAAUCGUUUUCUUCUCACUUUUUUAUAACCACAAAUAGUGCCAUUUCAAGCUGAACUCCACAUGCAAGAGAAAGCAAUGGGGAAAAUAACUGUUUUCAUGUAGAUUAAUCAAAAGAAACAUUGUAAGUGAAACUGAGCUCUUUUCAACCUCCCAUCCAAGUAUCUAAAAAGAGUAUCCCAGUUUUUUAUUAUCAAAGUUUAUAUUAAAAGAUCAGUUAAUUGAAGGAAGGAAUAUCAAAAUAUUAUCAUUAUGCCCAAAAGAUUAUUGUAUCAUAGUUAUUGUUUAAUAAAGUGUGUGUCUCUUACCUCUGCUAAACAGGGGGUGGGGGGGACCAAAAACUGUUACUUGUUCUGCAAUCAUUUCAGCAAAGGUGCACAAAGGAUCCCAGGGGAUAAAACUUUAGAUUCUGUUACAAUAUGAUUUAUUAGAAAUUACAUUAUUCCCUAUGCAAUUUUAAACAAUAGGAUAUGUCAUGCACCCUGUAUGGAUUUCUCACUUUUAGGUAUUUGAAACGUAUAAUGAUUUUUGUUUUAAAACAAUUAAUAAGGCUUUAUGGAAACAAAGUUUAAUAAGAAAAACAUUCAAGUAAGUUUUUUUUUUCUUAACUGAAUUCCAGUAGCAAAGUAAUACUGAUGCAAAAACAUAUGAACUACUGUGUUUAGGGAACACGUAUAUAAAUAAGCUUGUACAGCAAAAAAGGACACUUUUUAAAAAUUAAGAUAAAUGAAAUGUGCUUUUGAUUUAAAGUAUCUAUUUAAAUAGCUUUGUUGGCGCUCUCAUUGACUCUGCCAUUUUGAAGACUUAAUUUUAAAAUGUAAAUAUGUUUCACCCACAUAUACCCAAAUUCUGCCCUGUUUCUCAUUCAAAGCAAUAAAAUGCUGCUAGUUGCUUUUGAGACCCACCAGCAGCUGCUUUGGUUUGUCCACUGUAUUGUCUUGAUACAGUAAUGUUACUUAGUGACUGGAAAGAAACCGGAUUUUUCUGUGAUAACAUUGAAUCUUACCACAAUUUUUUUUGGCCUUUUUGAAUUGUCAAAAUACCCAUAAUAUUCUUUUCUUCACCUAUUAGAGAGCAAGUUUCUAUGCCCUAUGCACUCAUGUGACAUGUUCUCAUAUUCCAGCACUGCCAGAAAGAAAAAAUAAUAAUUUAAAUGAAAUUGAAAUCCAUAUCAUGAACCACUUAAUACGUAUUUUUAUUUGUAACAAUGAGUAUUAAACUAAAGUAUUUUUGUACAAAUUUAAUACUUUAA